Messenger RNA from Meloidogyne enterolobii, 943 nucleotides. NCBI's taxonomy places the organism in Eukaryota, Metazoa, Nematoda, Chromadorea, Rhabditida, Meloidogynidae. The record is from the annotation of a GenBank genome assembly.
UCCUCCCCCUCUCUCCCUCCAUGUAAACUAAAUUUCCUUUACCUUUCAAUAUUUUGCUUAAAACCCUUCUCAUAAAUUUAAUUCGUCGACAUAUGUAAAUAAUUUUUAUUUGUUUUUAAAGGUAAUGGAAACACCAACAAAUAUUUUAAGUCCAUGCCAUAGUCCAAUACUUUUAACCGAAUUUCCACAAUUAAUCCAACGUUUGGACUUGGAAAAACAAUUUGAAUAUCAAAAAAGAUUAACUGAACAAAACAACAUUGUUUUUAUGGAAAAUGAUAAAAUUGAAAAGAAAAUACGUUCUUCUAGAACAGGACAAAGCGAAUACUCUAAUAAUACUAAUAUUAUUCCUUCAACAACCUCCUCUUCCCAACCAUUUUUGCAACAAACAUUAAUAACAAAUAAACGUCGACAUGAUUCUGAAUUUAAAAGAAAUUUUAAAAAUAAAUUAUUAAAUAAUAAUAAAAGAUUAAAAGAAGAAGAAGAAGCUUUAAUUAAAUUUUCCCCCUCUUUGAUGCAACGACAACAAAUAAAUUUAUCUAAUCCUCUUUCAAUGUCUAGUAAUUCAACUCCCGUUUUUACUCAACAACCUUCUAAUUCUGGUCAAAUAACAAAAAACAAAUUAUGUAAACAAAAAUCUGCCUCUUUUGAUUCCUCAUCUCAAAAUUCUAAUUAUUUAUUUAAUAAUAAUCAGAGAAGAUUAACAACAAAUGAAGGAACAACAAAUAAAGAAUUUAUUAAAAGACGUUUAUUAGUUUUUCAAGAAAUUGAAACUUACAGAAUGCGUUUAUUAGAAGCUGAGGAAGAACAACAAAAACAAAUAGAAAAUAUUAAAGAAGAAAGAAUACCUCCAACAACUCUUUUAAGUAAAGGUAAAGUAAUUUUUUGUAAUUUAUUCAAAUGUCAGUAUAAAACCAUAAAAUGUUUGGUUAGAAAAUUUAUUUAG